AUGGCCACCCCUAAGACCAAGCACGACUGGGCCGACGACGAAGAUGUCGACGAGACCACCACCGACCUCCCCGCGCCCCAGACCAUCAGCAACAAGGACGGCACCAAGACCAUCAUCACCUUCCGUUACAACGAUCAGGGCCAGAAGGUGAAGACGACUCGCCGCAUCCGCUACACCACGCACACGGAAAAGGUGAACCCGCGCGUCGCCGAGCGCAAGACAUGGUCCAAGUUCGGCCUCAGCGCCAAGGAUCCCGCCGGUCCCGCCCCCGACACGACCUCCGUCGGUGAGAACAUCAUCUUCCGGCCUAGCACGAACUGGCGCAAGGAUGAGAAGGAGCAGGGCGAGGACCCCAACGCCCAGGCCAUGAAGGACAAGCUCAAGGACAAGAAGGUCAAGUGUCGUAUUUGCAACGGCGAGCAUUUCACAGCCCGCUGCCCUUACAAGGACACCAUGGCCCCGAUCGGCACCGAGACUGGCACGGCCGACGUUGCCGCCGGGAUGGGAGACGAGCCGGGAGCUGCUGCUGCUGCUGCUGGAGGCCCGGGGGCCAAGAAGGGAAGCUAUGUCCCGCCUGCGCUCAGAGCUGGCGCCGCUGGCGCUGCUGCCGGAGACAGGAUGGGCGGCAGCAAGUACGGCGAGCGAGACGACCUGGCUACCCUGCGUGUUACCAACGUUUCGGAGCUGGCGGAGGAGCAGGAGCUGCGCGACAUGUUCGAGCGAUUCGGUCGGGUCACUCGUGUGUUCUUGGCCAAGGACAGAGAGACGGGUCUGGCCAAGGGUUUCGCAUUCAUCAGCUUCGCAGACCGGAGCGAUGCCGUCAAGGCCUGCGCCAAGAUGGACGGUUUCGGUUUCAAGCACUUGAUUCUCAGAGUCGAGUUCGCCAAGAAGGCGAACUAA
Messenger RNA from Colletotrichum aenigma, 900 nucleotides. RefSeq names its product Eukaryotic translation initiation factor 3 subunit G (gene tif35). Gene Ontology annotation, cellular component: eukaryotic translation initiation factor 3 complex; cytoplasm. The transcript is spliced from 3 exons. Gene Ontology annotation, molecular function: translation initiation factor activity; RNA binding. Bases 1 to 900 code for a protein of 299 amino acids. The record is from RefSeq and is a predicted model, not a curated record. NCBI's taxonomy places the organism in Eukaryota, Fungi, Ascomycota, Sordariomycetes, Glomerellales, Glomerellaceae.